CAGUCAGUAAGUCACCUAGUCGAGCAACCGCAGUCAGUCGUCAGGAAACAGUGCGAGCGUUCGGUCCGAAAUUGGUCUCUCGGUCGUUCCAAGAUAAUUGUGUUCGGCUGUUCAGCUGUUAACUAAAUCCAAUCCAAAUUUCUUUAGCGGCUCGCUCAUUGAAACCCCACCUAUGGGAACCGAGUAACGCAGUCAGACAAGUGAAACUACGUUAUUGUGAAACGUGUGGUGGUCGCUCGGUUGCAUAAAAUAUUACCGAAUCCAGCGGCUCUUGGGCUGUGUUCCGUAAUUGUAGCCGUCGUUGAGACUUCGGCCCGCAAGUGAAAGUAGCACGUGGAAGAGAUUCGGAGAAGUAGCAUUGAAGCAAGUUUCAAGAGGAACGGCAUAGCGCAUAGUUUUGUGUGUUUUUGGUGUUUCUCUUUUUCUCCCGAAGAGUUGAGUUACCUGAACGCGAAGAUAUUAUUCAACGUUGGUUGCUUUGUGAAUUAUUGGUCAUUUGUCUACAGACUUUGACCAGAGCCAGCAAGAAGCAUACCGGGAGAGACCCGCAACAUUACUGCGAAACUUAAUCGGUUAUUAGUAGGCGAGUUUAUAAUCGAGUUUAAUAGACAAAAAUGUCUGCCAAGGCGAUACGUGAGGCAACCGGAAAGGAUAUUAUCAAUCGGCACCUGACGGGGGGAGAUCACGGUGCAGCUAAGUGUCGAUUUGCCGCUGUAGAUGAAACCACACAAUGGGCGCAGCUGGUUGCCGACAAUCCGUGGCUGGAAAGCACCCCCCUCGUCGUUAAGCCGGAUCAGUUGAUUAAACGGCGCGGUAAGCUAGGGUUGAUUGCCGUUAAUAAGAACUUCACCCAGGUUAAACAAUGGGUCAACGAACGCAUGGGCAAGGAUCAGAAAGUAGGCAGCGCUACCGGGAAGCUACGAAACUUCAUCAUCGAGCCAUUUGUUCCACACAAAGAUAAUGAAGAAGCGUACGUGUGUAUCUACUCGCACAGAACCGCUGACACAAUUCUUUUCUACCACCAAGGUGGUGUGGAUAUCGGUGAUGUAGACGCUAAAGCUUUGAAACUCGAUGUACCUGUAGGACAAGAUGUUUCCCUAGCGGACAUUGAAAAGACACUGUUGACUGAAGUGGCUGCUGCUAAGAAGAAGAGAAUCGCGAGCUUCGUCUUUAAUUUGUACAAACUUUAUGUAGAUCUGUACUUUACGUAUUUGGAAAUCAACCCAUUGGUGGUUACUGAUUCUUCCAUCUACAUCCUCGAUCUUGCAGCAAAGGUUGACGCCACGGCUGAUUUCAUUUGCCGUCCAAAGUGGGGCGAAAUCGACUACCCACCUCCGUUCGGGCGUGACGCGUACCCCGAAGAAGCCUACAUUGCCGACCUAGAUGCAAAGAGCGGUGCGUCACUGAAGCUGACCAUUCUGAACCGAAACGGUCGCAUAUGGACUAUGGUUGCCGGUGGUGGCGCUAGUGUUAUUUAUUCUGAUACCAUCUGUGAUCUAGGCGGCGCUAGCGAACUAGCCAAUUACGGCGAGUACAGCGGUGCUCCUUCCGAGCAGCAGACGUACGAGUAUGCUAAAACCAUCUUAAGUCUAAUGACAAGCAGCCCGAAGCAUCCUCAGGGCAAGAUUCUGAUCACCGGCGGAGGUAUUGCUAACUUUACCAACGUAGCCGCUACGUUCAGCGGUAUUAUCACUGCGUUGCGCGAGUUCCAGCAGAGACUGAUUGAGCACAACGUGUCCAUUUUUGUUCGACGUGCGGGUCCUAAUUAUCAGGAAGGUCUGCGAAAGAUGCGUGAAAUUGGCAGCUCGCUGGGUAUACCUUUGUAUGUGUUCGGCCCUGAGACUCACAUGACUGCGAUCUGUGGAAUGGCACUCGGCAAAAAGAGUAUUCCGAAGAGCAGCAAUGUACACUUCGCAACUGCCAAUUUCCUGCUCCCGGGAGGUCAGCAAGCAGCAGAUGCUGCGAAGAAAAGUUCUGGUUCAAGUUCCAGUGAUGUCGUUAAUGCGUUCGCAACAGUCACGUCGCCAUCACCACUAGUAAUGCUUCCGGACGUCGCAACUUCGUCUACCUCAACAGCAAACAACAGUUAUGUAGAGAGUAGUAGCAAUAAUUGUUCUAAUAGCGGAACCUCGGUCAAGUAUACCCAGUCUAAGAUUGGUUCCGGCGAGUACCAGCGCAUGUUCACCAAUCGCACCAAGGCGCUGGUCUGGGGUAUGCAGACUCGCGCAGUACAAUCGAUGUUGGAUUUUGACUUUAUCUGUCGCCGAGAUGAACCGUCCGUUGUGGCAAUGGUGUACCCUUUCACCGGUUACCACAAGCAAAAGUUCUACUGGGGCCAUAAGGAGGUGUUGAUUCCGGUUUACUCGAAAAUGUCCGAAGCGAUCAACAAACACAAAGAGGCUGACGUACUGGUAAACUUUGCUUCGCUCCGAUCGGCCUACGAUAGUUCGCUAGAGGUGCUGGAUUAUCCGCAAAUUCGUACCAUUGCCAUCAUCGCCGAAGGUAUCCCAGAGAAUUUGACCCGUAAGCUGAAUAUGGCGGCACGCGCAAAGAAUGUCUCCAUCAUUGGACCGGCUACAGUCGGUGGUGUCAAGCCCGGAUGUUUCAAAAUUGGUAACACUGGAGGCAUGUUGGAUAAUAUUCUGCACUCGAAAUUGUACCGCCCGGGCAGCGUAGCCUACGUCUCACGUUCCGGUGGUAUGUCUAACGAAUUGAAUAACAUUAUUUCGCUGACAACGGAUGGAGUGUUCGAAGGUGUCGCCAUCGGUGGUGAUCGAUACCCGGGAACUACCUUCAUGGAUCACAUUCUGCGAUACCAGGCCGAUCCAGAUGUAAAAAUGAUUGCACUUCUUGGUGAAGUAGGUGGUGUUGAAGAAUAUGAGGUCUGUGCUGCGCUGCAAGAUGGGAGGAUUACUAAACCUCUAAUUGCUUGGUGUAUCGGAACAUGCGCUGGUAUGUUUACUUCAGAAGUACAGUUUGGUCACGCAGGAUCCUGCGCCAACUCGGAUCGCGAAACUGCUUCAGCCAAAAACAAGGCUUUAGCUGCGGCAGGUGCGCAUGUACCAGAUUCAUUCGAUACACUGGGAGAUUUGGUAGGAUCGGUGUACGCCAAUUUGGUUAAGAGUGGAGUUAUUGUUCCGGCAGUAGAAGUUCCUCCGCCAACAGUUCCAAUGGAUUACUCGUGGGCCCGCGAGCUUGGAUUAAUCCGCAAACCGGCUUCCUUCAUGACUUCAAUCUGUGACGAACGUGGUCAAGAGUUGCUGUAUGCAGGUAUGCCCAUCAGUGACGUGCUGCAGAAGAACGUUGGCAUUGGUGGUGUUGUUUCUCUGUUGUGGUUCCAACGAUGUUUGCCUCCCUACGUGUGCAAGUUCUUCGAGAUGUGUCUGAUGGUAACCGCCGAUCACGGUCCAGCGGUUUCAGGCGCUCAUAACACGAUUGUGUGUGCUCGUGCUGGUAAAGAUUUGGUGUCAUCGGUGGUUAGCGGUUUGUUGACGAUUGGUGAUCGUUUUGGAGGUGCAUUGGAUGGCGCUGCUAAGCAAUUUUCGGAAGCCUACGACUCCAACCUGCAUCCGAUGGACUUUGUCAACUCGAUGCGCAAAAAGGGUCAACUAAUUAUGGGUAUCGGCCAUCGCGUGAAAUCGAUCAACAACCCAGACAUCCGAGUGAAAAUUAUCAAAGAGUUUGUGAUGGAGAACUUCCCGGCUAAACCUCUGCUCGAAUACGCCCUGGAGGUGGAGAAAAUCACCACCAGCAAAAAGCCAAACUUGAUUCUGAACGUUGAUGGUGUAAUUGCUACCUCGUUUGUCGAUAUGCUACGAAACUGUGGUUCUUUCACCAGUGAGGAAGCGCAGGAGUACAUAAAUAUCGGAGCUAUUAACUCACUAUUUGUGCUGGGUCGCAGCAUUGGAUUUAUCGGUCAUUACAUGGACCAGAAACGCCUGAAACAGGGACUGUACCGUCAUCCUUGGGAUGAUAUCUCUUACGUACUGCCAGAGCAGUAUAACUAAGCAACAAAGAAGGUAAAUUUAACACCAAACACACAAGGUGUUGAAAACUGAACCUGAUAUAGCACAACAAUACGAGAGAUAUCUGUAUUUUCAUUUUGUUACGUACAACUAAUUUCGCUGUUGUUUAUUGACACCUUUUAUGGAAUUCGACAACAAAAAAUCACAGCUUUUUGGACUUAUUUGUGAAGCAGAAUCUCGUUCAUACGAUAAGUUUUUAAACGAUGGACAUUUGCUGCGUAGACAUCUGAUUCAUUCCAUUUAAUUAACUUUGAUUGUGAGCCCAAUUACAAAAUUCGGUUUCUUUACUGUCAUUCAUCCAACAAUAGGCCUUAAAUUAUGAGCGCAUUUAUUCUCAUUCGAAAGAAAAAUAUAAAAAAAUAUCAGAAGCUACACAAAAAUCAAAUCAUCCAUCACAGCUAUUUUUUAUAGUUCAUCAAAAUUAUGGCGACAAUGUGUAAACAUGAAAUCGCCAUACAAAAUAAGCCAGUGUGAGAGAGAUGACAUUAUUUGGAAACCAUGGAUAAUGUAAAAAAAACUAAACUAUUUAAAUUCAAAUGAAACUUAAGUUAUUCCCUAUCUGUAAGAUCAUAUGUAAGCUUCAAAAUUACCCCAAGAAAGUAGAAAGAGCAACAAUUGUUGGAAAUUCUAAGGAUAAAAAUUACACAACUGUUUCAGAGAUGGGAUCAUGCAUAAACUGCUAGACAAGCAAGGUCGAAAAACCGGCGUCAAAUCUAUUUUCUCGCUCUUUAAUUGUGGUUCUCUAGUAAUUUCCGUUCGAUAAUUAGUUAAUUGUUCAUUUGUCUGCUUAGAAGAUUUAUCCACCUUAUUUUUUUUUUUUUUUUCAUUAGACGAAAUAGAUUUUACUAAAGAUCACUACUUUAAAUUCAACAGAUUAUGACACCUAUUUGUUUUGUAAGUGGAUCAUUAGUUUUACAGUUUUAUUGUAAUAAACCGAUGAACAAUUCA
Messenger RNA from Wyeomyia smithii (pitcher-plant mosquito), 4973 nucleotides. It is a transcript of the gene ATPCL, whose product is annotated as ATP-citrate synthase. Gene Ontology annotation, biological process: acetyl-CoA biosynthetic process; tricarboxylic acid cycle; citrate metabolic process. Bases 615 to 4007 code for a protein of 1130 amino acids. Gene Ontology annotation, molecular function: ATP citrate synthase activity. Gene Ontology annotation, cellular component: cytosol. The transcript has 13 exons. The record is from RefSeq and is a predicted model, not a curated record. NCBI's taxonomy places the organism in Eukaryota, Metazoa, Arthropoda, Insecta, Diptera, Culicidae.